Messenger RNA from Priceomyces carsonii, 1161 nucleotides. It is a transcript of the gene MVD, whose product is annotated as diphosphomevalonate decarboxylase. Gene Ontology annotation, cellular component: cytosol. Gene Ontology annotation, biological process: isoprenoid biosynthetic process; isopentenyl diphosphate biosynthetic process, mevalonate pathway. The record is from RefSeq and is a predicted model, not a curated record. NCBI's taxonomy places the organism in Eukaryota, Fungi, Ascomycota, Pichiomycetes, Serinales, Debaryomycetaceae. The transcript is spliced from 2 exons. Gene Ontology annotation, molecular function: ATP binding; diphosphomevalonate decarboxylase activity. Bases 1 to 1161 code for a protein of 386 amino acids.
AUGGCAUUGUAUACGGCAUCAGUCACAGCGCCAGUUAAUAUUGCGGCCUUAAAAUACUGGGGUAAAAGGGAUAAGACUUUAAACUUACCUACCAAUUCCUCGAUUUCUGUUACGUUAUCACAAGAUGAUUUGAGAACCUUCACAUCCGUUGCUGCAUCGGAAACUUUCAAAGAAGAUAGAUUGUGGUUGAAUGGCAACGUAGAAUCAUUGAACUCUCCUAGAACAAGGGCCUGUUUAGCCGACUUACGAAGGUUUAGGCUUGAUCUUGAAGAGAAGGACCCAUCCUUACCAAAAUUAUCGUCUUUUGGCUUGCACAUCGUAACAGAGAAUAAUUUUCCAACAGCGGCCGGAUUGGCCUCUUCAGCGGCUGGAUUUGCUGCAUUAGCUGUCGCUAUUGCUAAAUUAUACGAGCUUCCUCAAGAUAUGUCUGAAAUAUCUAAGGUCGCAAGAAAAGGUUCAGGAUCGGCAUGCAGAUCACUUUUUGGUGGCUUUGUAGCCUGGGAGAUGGGAAGUAGGUUAGACGGAGAAGAUUCGAAGGCUGUAGAGGUCGCUCCUUUAGACCAUUGGCCCGAGAUCAAGGCUGCUAUACUUGUUGUUAGCGAUGAUAAGAAGGACACUCCAUCAACAUCUGGUAUGCAACUCACUGUUCAAACUUCAGAUUUGUUCAAGUAUAGAAUUGAUGAGGUAGUACCAAAAAGGUUUUUAGAGAUGAAAAACGCCAUAUUAGAAAAGAACUUCCAAAAAUUCGGAGAGUUGACUAUGAAGGACUCAAACUCAUUUCACGCAGUUUGCUUGGAUUCCUAUCCUCCUAUAUUUUACUUGAAUGAUACCUCGAAGAAAGUUAUUAAACUUGUUCAUAAGUUAAAUGAAGAAGAGAACGAGAUAAUUGCCGCAUACACGUAUGAUGCAGGGCCCAACUCCGUAAUAUAUUAUGAGCAAAAAAAUGAGAACAAAGUGUUAGGUCUUUUAUUCAAAUAUCUUAAAGAAGUUGAUGGUUGGAACUCUGUCAACACAAAUGAAUUAGAAAGUGAUUUCAAUGGAUUCCCAGAUAUUGAUAUUCUGAAAGGUGUCUCGAGAAUUAUACUUACAAAAGUGGGUCAAGGGCCCCAAGAGCAAAAAGAUUCAUUAAUAAAUGAUCAAGGUUUUCCCAAAUCAACUUAA